This is a messenger RNA of Mirounga angustirostris (Northern elephant seal), 4416 nucleotides long. RefSeq names its product protein tyrosine kinase 2 beta (gene PTK2B). NCBI's taxonomy places the organism in Eukaryota, Metazoa, Chordata, Mammalia, Carnivora, Phocidae. Gene Ontology annotation, molecular function: ATP binding; protein tyrosine kinase activity. The transcript has 32 exons. The record is from RefSeq and is a predicted model, not a curated record. Bases 491 to 3523 code for a protein of 1010 amino acids. Gene Ontology annotation, cellular component: focal adhesion; cytoskeleton. Gene Ontology annotation, biological process: protein phosphorylation; signal complex assembly.
GCUCUGCGAUCCUUGCCGGUCGUCGCCGGUCGUCGCCGGUCCUCUGCGGUCUGGCCGGGGUUAGGGAGAAGGAAACUCCCCAUUUGUGCUGCCGGGCUUCCGUGUCACGGGAAACCUAUUUCCGAUUUGAAAUGCGACAGGAAGUUCGGGAGCCUCUUCCUCAACCACUCCCUGGAAAUUUCUGGUCCGCGCAGUUGGGAAAGAGCGAGCGCUCCACUUCCUGGUUCCGAAGUAGGGGCAAAGAUCUGUCCCCCACCCUUGCUUUCGUUGUUCACUUAGUUUGGCCAGUCUUAAUUCUGUACCCUGGAGUAAAGAGGAAACAGCAGAGGCCUCCGGAGCGGCCGCGAACCCCCUACCUGCCGCAGCCCCCAGACCCACCUGUACCUGCCGCUGCGCAGCGGGCGCCUCACCUGGCCCAGCCAAGGAGCCGUCGGAGUCGGUGCUUCUCUCGGUGACUGCAAUGUGCAGGUGCUAGCUGCCGCCCGAGAGGAUGUCUGGGGUGUCCGAGCCCCUGAGCCGAGUGAAGGUGGGCACGUUACGUCGGCCUUCUGAAGGCCCUCCAGAGCCCAUGGUGGUGGUGCCAGUCGAUGUGGAAAAGGAAGACGUGCGGAUCCUCAAGGUCUGCUUCUAUAGCAACAGCUUCAACCCUGGGAAGAACUUUAAACUGGUUAAAUGCACUGUGCAGACCGAGAUCCAGGAUGUCAUUGCCUCCAUCCUGAUGAGCGGACGGAUUGGGCCCAACAUCCAGCUGGCUGAGUGCUAUGGGCUAAGGCUGAAGCACAUGAAGUCGGAUGAGAUCCACUGGCUGCACCCACAGAUGACGGUGGGGGAGGUGCAGGACAAGUAUGAGUGUCUGCACGUGGAAGCCGAGUGGAGGUAUGACCUUCAAAUCCGCUACUUGCCAGAGGACUUCAUGGAAAGCCUAAAAGAAGACAGGACAACGCUACUUUAUUUUUACCAACAGCUCCGGAAUGACUAUAUGCAACGCUACGCCAGCAAGGUCAGCGAGGGCAUGGCCCUGCAGCUAGGCUGUCUGGAGCUCAGGCGGUUCUUCAAAGACAUGCCCCACAAUGCACUUGACAAAAAGUCCAACUUCGAGCUCCUGGAGAAGGAAGUGGGGCUGGACCUGUUUUUCCCAAAGCAGAUGCAGGAGAACUUAAAGCCCAAGCAGUUCCGGAAGAUGAUCCAGCAGACAUUCCAGCAGUACGCCUCACUCAAGGAGGAGGAGUGUGUCAUGAAGUUCUUCAACACCCUCGCGGGCUUUGCCAACAUCGACCAGGAGACCUAUCGCUGUGAACUCAUUCAAGGAUGGAACAUUACUGUGGACCUAGUCAUCGGCCCUAAGGGCAUCCGCCAGCUGACAAGUCAAGAUGCAAAGCCCACCUUCCUGGCCGAAUUCAAGCAGAUCAAGUCCAUCAGGUGCCUCCCCCUGGAGGAGGGCCAGGCAGUACUGCAGUUGGGCAUUGAAGGCGCCCCCCAGUCCUUGUCCAUCAAAACCUCCUCUCUGGCAGAGGCCGAGAACAUGGCUGACCUGGUGGACGGUUACUGCCGGCUGCAGGGGGAGCACAAAGGCUCUCUCAUCAUUCAUCCCAAAAAAGAUGGUGAGAAGCGGAACAGCCUGCCCCAGAUCCCCAUGCUCAGCCUGGAGGCACAGCAGCCCCACCUCUCAGACAGCGGCGGCCUAGAAUCAGACAUCUAUGCUGAGAUUCCCGAUGAGACCCUGCGAAGGCCCAGAGGUCCGCAGUAUGGCGUCACACGGGAAGAUGUGGUCCUGAAUCGGAUUCUUGGUGAAGGCUUUUUUGGGGAGGUCUAUGAAGGUGUCUACACAAAUCACAAAGGGGAGAAAAUCAAUGUCGCCGUAAAGACCUGUAAGAAGGACUGCACUCUGGACAACAAGGAGAAGUUCCUGAGUGAAGCAGUGAUCAUGAAGAAUCUCGACCAUCCACAUAUCGUGAAGCUGAUCGGUAUCAUUGAAGAGGAGCCCACCUGGAUCAUCAUGGAAUUGUAUCCCUACGGUGAGCUGGGCCACUACCUGGAGAGAAACAAGAACUCCUUGAAGGUGCUCACUCUCGUCCUGUACUCGCUGCAGAUUUGCAAGGCCAUGGCUUACCUGGAGAGCAUCAACUGUGUCCAUAGGGACAUCGCUGUCCGAAACAUCCUGGUGGCCUCCACUGAGUGUGUGAAGCUGGGGGACUUUGGCCUUUCCCGGUACAUUGAGGAUGAGGAGUAUUACAAAGCCUCUGUGACCCGUCUCCCCAUCAAGUGGAUGUCCCCUGAGUCCAUCAACUUCCGCCGCUUUACAACAGCCAGUGACGUCUGGAUGUUUGCUGUCUGCAUGUGGGAGAUCCUGAGCUUUGGCAAGCAGCCCUUCUUCUGGCUGGAGAACAAGGACGUCAUCGGGGUGCUCGAGAAAGGGGACCGGCUGCCCAAGCCCGACCUCUGCCCACCUGUCCUCUACACCCUCAUGACUCGCUGCUGGGACUACGACCCCAGUGAGCGGCCCCGCUUCACUGAGCUCGUGUGCAACCUCAGUGACAUUUAUCAGAUGGAGAAAGACAUCGCUAUAGAGCAGGAGAGGAAUGCUCGCUACCGACCUCCCAAAAUCUUGGAGCCCACAGCCUACCAGGAACCCCCACCCAAGCCCAGCCGGCCCAAGUAUAGACCCCCUCCACAAACCAACCUUCUGGCUCCCAAGCUGCAGUUCCAGGUCCCUGAGGGUCUGUGUGCCAGCUCACCUACGCUCACCAGCCCUAUGGAGUAUCCAUCUCCUGUAAACUCACUGCACACCCCACCUCUCCACCGGCACAAUGUCUUCAAGCGCCACAGCAUGCGGGAGGAGGACUUCAUCCGACCCAGCAGCCGAGAAGAGGCCCAGCAGCUAUGGGAGGCCGAGAGGCUCAAGAUGCGACAGAUCCUGGACAAGCAGCAGAAGCAGAUGGUGGAAGAUUAUCAGUGGCUGAGGCAGGAGGAGAAAUCCUUGGACCCCAUGGUGUACAUGAAUGACAAGUCCCCGCUGACCCCGGAGAAGGAGGCCGGCUACACGGAGUUCACGGGCCCCCCACAGAAGCCACCACGGCUGGGCGCGCAGUCCAUCCAGCCCACAGCCAACCUGGACCGGACCGAUGAUCUGGUAUACCUCAAUGUCAUGGAGCUAGUGCGGGCUGUGCUGGACCUCAAGAAUGAGAUCUGUCAGCUGCCUCCCGAGGGCUACGUGGUGGUGGUAAAGAACGUGGGCCUGACCCUGAGGAAGCUCAUUGGGAGUGUGGAUGAUCUCCUGCCCUCCUUGCCGUCAUCCUCCCGGACAGAGAUCGAAGGGACCCAGAAACUGCUCAACAAGGACCUAGCGGAGCUCAUCAAUAAGAUGCGCCUGGCCCAGCAAAACGCCGUGACCUCCCUGAGUGAGGAGUGCAAGCGGCAGAUGCUCACAGCCUCCCACACCCUGGCGGUGGACGCCAAGAACCUGCUCGAUGCCGUAGACCAGGCCAAAGUUCUGGCCAAUCUGGCCCACCCGCCUGCAGAGUGAUGGAGGGUGGGCGCCACCUGCCUGCGUCUUCUGCCCCUGCCUGUAGUGUUCCCUCCCCUGCCCCCCCCCCCCCCACCGGCCCCUGCUUUGCCUUCGGUCAUGUGGGUCUUCUCAGGGGGAAGGCUGCGGGGAGUCCUUCUUCCCUUGCCACUUUGCACGACCCCCUCUCCCCACCCCAACCCCCGGACUGUGCUGCUUAGGCUGCAGCUGGACAGAGGGGACUCAGGGCUAUAGAUGCCAGGGGGUGACCAAGAGGGCUCAGAGGAAGCCCUGCUGCUGCUGGCCGCUCCCUCCUCACACCUGCCUGCCCCACUGGGGGGGGGGGGGGGUCACACUAGUGCCCCUAGUGGGCACGAUGGCUUUAUGCGUGGACAUGGCAGGCCUCUCUAUUGGAGCCAAGCUAUUCCUUCUUCUUCCGCCCACGGAGGUCCCCUGAUGCACAGAGGGGCUGGGGAGGGGCUUUCCUUUUGGGGCCGGGCGGCUGGCGAGAUGAGGGAUGGGCCUGGCUUUCUUGUACAGUGUAUAUUGGAAUUUAUUUAAUGUGAGUGUGGUCUGGACUGACAGCCGUGUGCCCCCCUGAGGGGGGACCUGGGACCCAGUCCGGGAACAAGCUAUUGGGAGUCCGGGCACAAGACGCUCUGCUGUCAACACGCCAAGCGUCAGGGAGAAGGGGAGAGAUGAGGCCAAAACAGGACUUGGACCACAAUCUGCUCUCUUCCCUGUGCCCUUUCUCUCUCUUCCCUGACUUUGCCCCUUCCUUCUCUCCCUCUUUUCUUACUUCUCCUUUUCUCCGCCCCCCUUUCCCAUCUGCCCCCCCCCCUCGUGUUUGUGCAAAACACUCUUUUACCUUCUUUCUAUUUGACUUGUGGAUGAAUUAAAAUUGUACCAUUUGC